Molecule: messenger RNA, 1964 nt
Organism: Papilio polytes (common Mormon)
Lineage: Eukaryota; Metazoa; Arthropoda; Insecta; Lepidoptera; Papilionidae
Gene: Smyd3
Product: histone-lysine N-methyltransferase SMYD3
Exons: 9
Coding region: 409-1869 (486 amino acids)
Cellular component (GO): nucleus
Molecular function (GO): protein binding
Source: RefSeq, a predicted model, not a curated record
CAUUUCACAUCGUUUAAGUUUAUUUUUAUUUUUAUUCAGGUUUACUGAAGGAAUAUCAAAAACAUAACAUAUAAUCAGAUUUCCGUUUAGUUUAUGUUAAGAAUAACUUAUGGAUUGAAAAAUAUGCGACGGACUAGCUAAUAAUAGGACACUUUUUUAAUUUGAUAUAUCUCGUUGCGGAUGUGUAGAGACGCAACUAAAAAUAAUGUUACCGAUGUUGAGUAUAAAUUUAGCGGCACAGGUAUUUAAGCCAACUGUAAGCUGAAUAAUAUAAUAAUUCGCUCAGUGGUCGAGCGAUAAGUUCGCAACAGUAAAAUACACAUUCCAAAAAAAACUAUAUUUGAUCGCUAUUAUAUGUUGUAGAAGUUUUGUAAUUUCGUUUAAAAAGCAGAUUAAUAGUAUACAGAUAUGAAGAACGAUUUUAAAUUUUCGGAUACAUCUGUAAAAGCUGGAGAUCUUUUAUUAAAUGAAAAUCCAUUUGUUUAUGUUCUUUCUUCUAAAGAAAAAGGAUUAAGAUGUGAUAAUUGCUUACAAAAGUUAAAGGUGCUCAAGUGUUCGGGAUGCCAGUUUGUACAUUACUGUGGACGAGUGUGUCAAAAGGAAGCUUGGAGUGGACAUAAGUGGGAAUGCGCUAACUUGAAAAGAGUAGCACCAAAGAUAAUACCUGAUGCUGCUCGUAUGCUGGCCAAGAUUGUGAACAGGCUAAGCCGUGGAGAUGGCCACACAUAUCGGGCUUACUAUACAAAGACAUCGUUUCGAAUGUGGAAGGAUCUUAUGUCGCAUUACCCAGAUUUGAAACAAGAUAAGAAGCGAAUGGACCAUUUUACGUCACUAUGCAUGGUUCUGUUUGAGUUCCUCAGAGAUAUAUCUCUGCCUAACACUGUUGAGUUAAUGGGGAUGUAUGGUAGAAUGGUAAUUAAUAGUUUUACAAUAUUGGACAUAGAUAUGAAUUCUAUUGGGACUGGUAUAUAUUUGGCGUCCUCUAUUGUGGACCACAGCUGUGGUCCUAACGCCGUGGCCACUUUUGACGGCAAGACCAUUAAUAUCAGAGCCAUUCAGGAUAUGCCCAGCUUGGAUUGGAACCAGAUACGUAUAUCGUACAUAGAUUUGCUGAAAACACCACGAGAACGUCAAACAGAACUUCUCGAGAACUACUACUUCUUGUGCGAAUGUGACAGGUGUAUUGGUGAUAUACAAACAAAAAUAAUACACGCAGCUAAAUGUCCAAAUACGAAAUGUGACAACCCUAUCAAAAUACCUUGGAAAAAUUGUGAAUUGGUUAAAAAAUCAAUGGACCAUAGUAAAAAUAAUGGAAUAGAGAAUGGAGAUAGCAAUAAGAGUGAGAUAAAAGAUUCAGAAUGCAGCGGUGGGAGUGAGAUAGAUGAGAUAGAAUGCAGCGCGUGCGGAUCGAAAUGCACAGAUAAAUAUAUAGAAGUUUAUAAAAAGGCUAUGGAAUUUACGGAAAUGCAUUUGCAAAAAAUGAAAGGUUCUUCGGUUGCAUAUGUGGAUGUAUGUAAGUUUUGUUUGGAGAAGCAAGAAGGUGUUCUUCAUCCACUAAAUGUGCUCCACGCACAGACUCUUGACCACGCGUUUGAUGCACUCAUACAAGUACAGUUAUGGGAGAUAGCUUCUAUUUAUGCUGAAAAACUUGUACAUUGUUUUAAAUUUUAUUAUGGCGAAAGACAUCCGUUACUGGGUUUGUUACAUUUGAAAUACGGCAAAAUAUUGCUGUACAAAAUGGAUCUGCGAAAAGCCUUAGAACAACUGAAAUUAGCGGAGAAAAUACUGAAAAUCACACACGGCGACCGACAUCCGCUGUACAAAGAACAGUUACUGCCAUUGCUAAGUCAAGCUAUGAUCGAAUGUUAGAGAAUUUAUCGUAGUUUGGUAAUGUCAAUUAUUUUCAAACAUACGUAUCAGAUAUUGUUGUGUAAUAAAGACAAAUAAAUCAUAAGACUUUUUUU